AUGGCGGUGGCAGUGGGGGUCCGGUGCUCCGGUCCAGGCUGGUUCCUCAGCCUUUCCGCCUUGCCGAGUGUGGCAGCUCCAGGGGCCUUCGCCACCACGCACUGGGUCGUCACGGAGGACGGGAAGACCCAGCAGCAGGUGGAUUCACCUAUGAACUUGAAGCAUCCCCAUGACUUAGUCAUAUUAAUGAGACAAGAAACAACAGUUAACUACCUCAAAGAACUGGAGAAGCAAUUAGUUGCUCAAAAAAUCCACAUAGAAGAGAAUGAGGACAGAGAUACAGGACUGGAACAGAGACAUAAUAAAGAGGAUCCAGACUGCAUCAAAGCCAAGGUGCCCUCAGGGGACCUAGACCUAUAUGAUGGCACAUACAUAACUUUGGAGAGCAAAGAUAUCAGCCCUGAAGAUUAUAUAGACACAGAAUCUCCUGUCCCUCCAGACCCUGAGCAACCUGAUUGUACUAAAAUUCUAGAGCUUCCAUAUAGUAUACAUGCUUUUCAGCACUUGCGAGGUGUACAAGAGAGAGUUAAUCUUUCUGCACCUCUACUACCUAAAGAAGAUCCAAUCUUCACGUAUUUAUCUAAACGAUUAGGAAGGAGUAUAGAUGGCAUAGGUCACCUCAUUCAUGAAGGCCUGCAGAAGAACUCUUCCUCAUGGGUACUAUAUAACAUGGCUUCAUUUUACUGGAGAAUAAAGAAUGAGCCAUAUCAAGUAGUGGAAUGUGCCAUGAGAGCUCUUCACUUCUCAUCCAGGCACAAUAAAGACAUUGCCCUGGUCAACCUGGCGAACGUUCUGCACAGAGCGCACUUCUCUGCCGACGCUGCUGUCGUGGUCCAUGCAGCUCUGGACGACAGUGACUUCUUCACUAGCUACUACACUUUAGGAAACAUAUAUGCAAUGCUUGGGGAGUAUAACCACUCAGUGCUCUGUUACGACCAUGCUUCACAGGCCAAACCUGGGUUUGAGCAAGCCAUAAAGAGGAAGCAUGCUGUCCUGUGUCAGCAAAAACUUGAGCAGAAAUUGGAAGCGCAACAUAGAUCCCUCCAGCGAACACUGAAUGAGUCGAACGAGUAUCAAAAGCAACAUGACCACUACCUGAGACAGCAGGAAAUCCUAGAAAAACAUAGGCUGAUUCAGGAAGAGCAGAUCCUAAGAAAUAUCAUCCAUGAGACACAGAUGGCAAAACAGGCACAGUUAGGAAAUCAUCCGAUAUGCCGUCUGGUCAACCAGCAGCAUAGUUUACAUUGCCAGUGGGACCAACCUGUGCGCUACCAUCGUGGUGAUAACUUUGAAAAUGUGGACUAUGUCCAGUUUGGUGAAGAUUCCUCAACCUCCAGUAUGAUGUCUGUGAACUCUGAUGUUCAAACAAAUCAGAGUGAUAUCAGUGAUUUGGUCCAGUCUUCUCCUGUAGCCCAUUCUGUUCUCUGGAUCUGGGGCAGGGACUCUAAUGCAUAUAGGGACAAGCAGCAUAUUCUGUGGCCUAAAAGAGCUGAUUGUGCAGAAAGCUAUCCUAGAGUCCCCGUUGGUGGGGAAUUGCCAACCUAUUUUCUGCCUCCGGAAAACAAAGGACUCAGGAUCCACGAACUCAACAGUGAUGAUUAUUCUUCAGAAGAAGAGGCCCAAACCCCUGACUGUUCCAUAACUGACAUCAGAAAAAGCCAGACCCUGUCCUACUUAGUCAAAGAAUUAGAGGUCCGCAUGGAUCUGAAAGCCAAAAUGCCAGAUGACCAUGCACGAAAAAUUUUGCUUUCCCGUAUUAAUAACUAUACUAUCCCAGAAGAAGAAAUUGGGUCUUUCUUAUUUCAUGCUAUUAACCAGCCUAAUGCUCCUGUCUGGCUGACCCUCAAUGAAGCUGGACUCUACUGGAGAGCGGUAGGAAAUAGCACUUUUGCUAUUGCUUGUCUUCAGAGGGCUUUGAAUUUGGCCCCCCUUCAAUACCAGGACGUUCCUCUUGUGAACUUGGCCAACCUUUUGAUUCACUAUGCCCUUCAUCUUGACGCCACCAAACUGCUACUUCAAGCUUUGGCCAUCAGUAGCUCUGAGCCCCUGACCUUUUUGAGCCUGGGAAAUGCUUACCUCGCUCUGAAGAAUAUCAGUGGGGCACUUGAGGUGUUUAGACAGGCUUUGAAAUUAACUACCAAAUGCCCCGAGUGUGAGAACAGCCUGAAGCUGAUCCGCUGUAUGCAGUUUUAUCCCUUUCUGUACAACAUCACCUCUUCUGUCUGCAGUGUAAUCCUAUUUAUUGAUGGUUGCUUUGCCAAGUUCCAUUGA
This is a messenger RNA of Cervus elaphus (red deer), 2271 nucleotides long. Its product is annotated as tetratricopeptide repeat protein 17-like. Gene Ontology annotation, biological process: cilium organization; actin filament polymerization. NCBI's taxonomy places the organism in Eukaryota, Metazoa, Chordata, Mammalia, Artiodactyla, Cervidae. The record is from RefSeq and is a predicted model, not a curated record. Gene Ontology annotation, molecular function: protein binding. Gene Ontology annotation, cellular component: actin cytoskeleton; cytoplasm.